AUGUAUCUGAUCGGCGAGUGGAAGAGGCACUCUUUAGUGUGGCUGGCUAAAGCUAGGUUGCCAUGGCUGACGCGAACCAUUUCAGGUAGCUACUUCCAGCCCGAUUGUGAUGUCAAGUUGGAGAGUCUUGGUAGCCGUGCAUGUGAGGGGAUCGGGUUCGAUUUGCACAACUAUGACAUCACCCGGCAUAUAGUAGCUGCCGGGACGUGCAUCGGGUUUCAGAAUCGGUUAGCCAAGAUGGGCAUGCAGUUCACUCCAACAUGUUCGAAUAUUGCUCACGGGCCUCUUUCCUCAUUGCGCUCAACGACCGCUAGGAGAUGCCUUGGGAAUUUCUACAGAGCGGCGAGUUGCCGAGAAUAUGCUGCGGCACAGUGUGGUACCUCAUCGUCAUUCGCGUCGCCGGGCUGUGAAAGGGGCUUCCGUCAUGCGAGUGGCCACAGUCAGGAGCUAUUCAUCGCCACGAGGUGCCUGGCGUGGACACAAGUUGUAGUCACUUUCCAGGUCAGCAACUCUGUCUGCCAAUUACACGCGGCUGAAAUUAACCGAACAAAAGCAUGCAAAGAGAGAGAGAUUACAGCAUUCCAGGGCCAGCAGCCUGGCAAUCUCGCAAGGUGGCAAGAGACUCCAGGUAGCAUUCCAGUAUACGCCGCAGCACGAGGCGAAUGCUACAUACGGGUCCAGCCAAUCGCAGACAAUAGAGAUUUGAGGCUAAGCACAUGCGCCACGCAGCGCCACGCAGCUAAGCCGCAGGCUCCAGCCAAUCACUAUGCUCAGUGCCUGAAACUAGAGCAUCGAUCUACAUGUAGUCUCCAAACGCAUGGUCCCUAUCGCAUCUUCACCAUUCUUUCGGUUUCAACCUGCUCAAAUGUCCAUACAAUGUCUUCUGGCAUUCUACAAGCCAUACAAGUGUGCCGGAGCGGAAGCUGGGCGGCGUCCGUGCUCCAAGGCGCGGAGAGCUUUUGCACUGCCCCCUUCCAAGACCGCCGGGCAGCUUGUCUUGUGCCCAUCUCGCCUUCAACGGUUCUAGUCGCCAAAGCAAUCCCUCUGGCCUAUCUUGGCGAAUACUCGCCAGCUCAGCGUCCACCACGACGAUAG
Molecule: messenger RNA, 1095 nt
Organism: Bipolaris maydis ATCC 48331
Lineage: Eukaryota; Fungi; Ascomycota; Dothideomycetes; Pleosporales; Pleosporaceae
Source: RefSeq, a predicted model, not a curated record